AAAAGAGUUCCGUCGUUCACCACGUGAAACGUCAAUAAAUGUUCCCUGCUCAAGAAAAACAAAUCUGUCAUUCAAAAGUCAUGAGCAAUACAACACAAAAUCCGGACCAAAUGGGUAUAAAAUAAUAGUUUUAGACAAAUAUAUAGUUUUCCAAGAUGGCUCCUCCAAAGGAAGAGUUCUCAUGUGAGCUCAACUCUCCCAAAUACUUCGCCCUGUGCGCGGGUGGCGGCGCGGUGUGCUGCGGCUCCACGCACUUGUUCGUCACCCCGCUGGAUCUGGUCAAGUGCCGACUUCAGGUGGACCCCGGUAAGUAUAAAUCCAUCUUCAAGGGUUUUGGCGUGUCUUAUAAAGAGGGCGGUGCUGCGAACCUCGUCAAGGGUUGGGCACCCACUCUAUUAGGAUAUAGCGCCCAGGGAGCAUGCAAGUUCGGCGGAUAUGAAUACUUCAAAUACAAAUACAGUGAAAUGGUGGGGGAGGAAUCCGCUUACUUGUACAGGACCGGGGUAUAUCUAGCCGCGUCUGCGACCGCCGAAAUGAUCGCCGAUUGCGCGCUCUGCCCUUUCGAAGCGACCAAAGUCCGCAUGCAAACUACGCCUGGCUACACUUCACAAAUGCGAAAGGCUAUGCCGCAUAUGCUGUCAACUGAAGGCAUGGGAGUGUUCUUUAAAGGGAUUGUGCCGCUGUGGGGUCGGCAAGUGCCGUACACAAUGAUGAAGUUCUCGUCGUUCGAGAAGACGGUGGAAUAUUUGUACGCGAAUGUGAUGCCGAAACCGAGGGAGCAGUGUACGAAGGGCGAGCAGCUUCUCGUGACGUUUGCCGCUGGCUACAUCGCCGGGGUGCUGUGCGCGAUAGUGUCCCACCCGGCAGAUACGCUGGUGUCAAAGAUGAACAAGGAUCCGAGCUCGAGUAUAGGUGGUAUACUGGGAGAAGUUGGAAUGCUAGGUAUCUGGCGAGGUCUGACGGCACGUAUCAUAAUGAUAGGCACCCUCACGGGGCUGCAGUGGUUCAUCUACGACGCGUACAAAGUCUACAACGCGAUGCCCCGCCCCGCGCCUGGGCCCAUGCCCGAGUCCUUGAGGAAGAAGUUAAAUAAAUAGCAAAUCCUUUGCUUGUAGAGCGAUAUACAUAUUGUGCUUUUCUUCUAUUCAAAUACGAAGUGAUAAAUCUUGAAUUGGGUACGGGUAUGGAUAGUAUAAACAUUUUAAAAUUUUAAUGAUAAUUACUGGUGACCCUCUUUUAGUUUUGAUGUUUGUCGUUUUGCUGC
This is a messenger RNA of Cydia amplana, 1264 nucleotides long. RefSeq names its product solute carrier family 25 member 3-like. NCBI's taxonomy places the organism in Eukaryota, Metazoa, Arthropoda, Insecta, Lepidoptera, Tortricidae. Gene Ontology annotation, cellular component: mitochondrial inner membrane. The record is from RefSeq and is a predicted model, not a curated record. Gene Ontology annotation, biological process: mitochondrial phosphate ion transmembrane transport. The transcript is spliced from 2 exons. The coding region runs from base 156 to 1097 and encodes 313 amino acids. Gene Ontology annotation, molecular function: phosphate transmembrane transporter activity.